Messenger RNA from Cercospora beticola, 1664 nucleotides. RefSeq lists its product as uncharacterized. Gene Ontology annotation, molecular function: nucleotide binding. The record is from RefSeq and is a predicted model, not a curated record. NCBI's taxonomy places the organism in Eukaryota, Fungi, Ascomycota, Dothideomycetes, Mycosphaerellales, Mycosphaerellaceae.
UCGUCUCAUGACGAAGGCUGGUGGGAGAGUCAUCGUACUAGUCGUACUGGACAUCGGCUACUGAACAUUGAGCCUAGUUAGGGCAGGCGCGGGCGGUCUCGAGCGGGCAGUGCGGCCGCUGCGCUCCACAGGAACAGGAAAGUGCCCCGCCAAUAGCUUUACAAAGUUAUUACGUGGGCUUCUCACCUGCAGCGGGAAACAGUCACGACAUUUCUGCCAGCACUUGGCUAAAACCCAUCCUGCAAAGACAUUGUCGCUAGCAACAGCAUUCUAUCGACAUGGCAGCAAAACCCUUCAACGUCGCCGUUGUUGGCUUUGGUCUUUCUGCCAAAGUCUUCCACAUACCAUUUGUUCAAGCCCUGCCUGGCGAUUUCAAAAUCUACGGCGUUGUCCAGAGAAGUCCAACACCUGAAAACGAUGCUUCCAAACUCUACCCAGGAAUCAAGAGCUGGAGGUCAAUUGACGAAGUCUACGAGGACCCCGAAGUGGACGUUGUGAUUGUUACCACGCCGCCCGAUGGCCAUUACGAGUUUGCUAAGAAGUCUUUGGAGAGCGGCAAGCAUGUGAUCGUCGAAAAGCCAUUCGUGCCUACUUCAAAAGAGGCCGGUGAGCUCGCGGCAAUCUCCCAGCAGACGGGCAAGAAGCUGGCAGUGUACCAGAAUCGGAGAUGGGAUGCAGACUUCCUUACAUUGAGGAAGAUCAUCGAUGAUGGCCAUCUGGGAGAGAUUUCUGAGUUUCAAACGCACUUUGACCGACACAGGCCUGAUCCUCCGCCGGAAAGCUGGAAGAAUGACAACAAGCCUGCCCAUGGAACCCUGUAUGAUCUUGGCACGCAUCUCAUCGAUCAAGUGUACACGCUCUUCGGCCUCCCGAAGCGUAUCACAGGAUUUGUGGGAACCCAGAGGCGAGGUGUGACGGGAGGUGCUCCGGAUUCCAUCACUGUUUUGCUGCAUUACGAUGGGCCGAUUCUCGUGACUGUGAAGGCAGGCGUGGUCAGUCCAGAAGUGGAGCAGCUCCGAUACUGGGUGAGAGGCACGAAGGGGAGCUUCAAGAAGUUUCACCUUGAUCGCCAAGAGGAUCAAUUGCGGAAAGAGAAUGUUGGACCUGGACACAAGGACUUCGGUGUCGACCCAGAAUCGCACUACGGCACCCUCAUCAAAGUUGAGACCGAGAAAUCGACGCCUGUGGUUGAAAAAUACCCAACUGUUUCUCCACCAACAUAUCUCGAGUACUAUCGGAUUUUCGCGAGGGCCAUUCGAGGAGAAGGCGAUGUGCCAGUGAAAGCGGAGGAAGCACGAGAUGUCUUGCGCAUAAUUGAGCUGAUUGAGCAAUCCUCUCGUGAGGGUAGAACUCUUGAGCUUUGAUUCCCGAAUGAUGUAUAGCACGGCACUUAAUCGUGACUACCUCUAAAAGCAAAUAACUCCGUGUGCAAGCGCAGGUCGCUAAGCCCAGCCGCAAAGGUUCUCAUGGAUCGAGAGCCGAUCCACUGAGGCGCUUGCACUUAGAGGUAGUUCUAUUCAAAGGUAGCCACGGUUAUUUGACAAAAAUGGAUUGACGAUCUCACAGCUCAAGAACCUGUUGACCCUUCGCCUGAGCGUUUGAAUUGUUGCAUUGAUUAAGAUUUUGCGUAGAGACAGCCGCCGCCACCGCAACCACAUCUGGGA